AAUACCGAACUUUUUAUUUUUAACGAAAGAUCUUAUAUCAAUUGAACAUUCGACGACUUAUCUCGACGUUCCUAAUUUUGUUGAUAUUUCAUGAAUCAUGUGAACUUUUCUUAGAAAAAGUUAAGUGAAAUAUUUAGUUGUUCUCACGUUUUUUUGCAUUGUAACACAUAUAUUCCUUUUGAAUACACUUCCUAUUGCGAUUUUAGAUAGACCAUUAUGGCGGAGAAUAUCGACAAGCAAGACGAUUAUGAUUACUUAUACAAAUUGGUUCUCAUCGGUGAUGAAUGUGUCGGAAAAGUGAAUAGCACAAAAUUUUAUUUACAUCUUCGAAUAUUACUGGACAAAUGAUUUUUGUUUUAGACUAAUCUUCUGCGACGUUUUACUCGUAAUGAAUUUUCCUUCGACAUUCCAGCAACGAUUGGGGUGGAAUUUAGUACAAGGCAAUUUGUCAUCGAUGACAAAGUCAUCAAGAUGCAAUUAUGGGUAGGUUUACUUGUGUCCAUCACUUUAAUAUUAUUGCUGUGCUCUAGGAUACAACAGGACGAGAACGUUAUAUAGCGAUCACGCGUGCAUAUUAUCGUGGCAGCGCAGGUUUUUUGGUGAUCUUCGAUUUGACUAAUCGUAAAUCAUUCAAUAAUGUUGGUCAAUGGAUCAAUGAAGCUCAAAAAUUUGCACCUGCUAAUUUGCCUAUCAUUUUGGUCGGUAAUAAAUCCGAUUUAAUAGCUCAACGCCAAGUAACGUUCGAACAAGCUACUGCACUUGCUAAACAACUCAAUCUACCCUACAUGGAAACGUCAGCAUUGAGUUCGUCUAACGUCGAACAAGUAUUCAUUUCUCUUGCCACUGGUAUUUUACAUAAGAAAACACUUCAAUCAAUAGAUACGUCGUCAUCAGAAAUUAUUCCCAGAACUUCCCAAACUAUGUGCCACACCUGUGCUCCAAAACGAAUGGUGGCGAUCACCUCAUGUCACGGAUGUGCUCUCAAUUUUUGUCAUAAACAUUUUGAUGAGCAUCGAGAAAAACUUGCCCACGAUUUUGACAAUGUCAUUAAUCAACACGAUGGAAUUCUACAUAGUUUUCAAGCAAAUAUGUAUCAUUCAUUAAAUCCACUUGAUAAUGAUAAUGCACAAGCUCUAUUAAAACAGAUAGAUGAAUGGCAGGCAAAAGCAAUUGAGGCCUGUUACCGAGUAGCUGACAACGCUCGAGCGAAAGUCGAAAAACUGUUGAAGAAAAUUAAAACAAAUGAUCAUAUUAAAAAACGAGUCGAUGAAUUAAGCAAGGAGCUAAAAGAACAACAGGGUUUAGAGAACUUUGUUGAAACUGAUCUUAAAAAAUGGAAAAAACAAUUGGAAGAGCUUGAAAAAGAUAUUUCUCAAUUUCCUGAAAUGUCUCGAAACGUUACCAUUGAAAUGCAAAUGAUUAAUUGGGAGAAUAUGAUCAGAAUUUCCUAUAUUUCAAAUCCUGAAGAGACUAUUGAUAAUCAACUGGCCUCGAUGAAUACAAGAGACGCUAGUUUGUACAAAGCCUUGCUGUUUAAAACUUUACUGUAUUCUUGUCAUUUAGAUAAAACAAUCGACGGACCUUUUUCUCGUCUAACAAGUUUUCUCACCAAGAACAAAAAGAAAGACACAAUCUCUGAAGAAUGA
Rotaria sp. Silwood2 is the source of this 1646-nucleotide messenger RNA. Lineage: Eukaryota; Metazoa; Rotifera; Eurotatoria; Philodinida; Philodinidae. The record is from the annotation of a GenBank genome assembly.